Emericellopsis cladophorae is the source of this 654-nucleotide messenger RNA. RefSeq names its product Transcriptional activator protein-like protein. NCBI's taxonomy places the organism in Eukaryota, Fungi, Ascomycota, Sordariomycetes, Hypocreales, Bionectriaceae. The coding region runs from base 1 to 654 and encodes 217 amino acids. The record is from RefSeq and is a predicted model, not a curated record. Gene Ontology annotation, molecular function: DNA-binding transcription factor activity, RNA polymerase II-specific; zinc ion binding. Gene Ontology annotation, biological process: regulation of DNA-templated transcription. The transcript is spliced from 2 exons.
AUGACUCGCGCCUGCGACUACUGCCACAGGCGAUCUGUACGCUGCCAUCCUGGUGGGAAGUGCCGAAACUGUCUUGACUUUGGCCUGGAUUGCCUGUACCAGCGCGAGGUCAAGAAGCGCGGCGCGCCCGCCAGGGGCAAGGACGGCGAGGACACGGUUGCUGGCGUCUCGCCCAACGACGACCACUGUCCGCUUAGCAACGGCUCAUCGAGGAGCGGCAACGCGUACCUGUACGGUUUCCAGGCGGCUGAACAUCAUCGCGACGACCGAACUCCUGAGCAUGGUCCUCUUCCCGUCAACGAGGACACCUCGACGCUGGACCAGUGCUGCGUCAGUGCAAACAAGAUUAUCGACAAGUUCAAGAUCAUCCCCCAAGGGCUUCCAAAUAGCCAUCAGCGCCCCGCUGCUGCACCACCUCGCGGCGAUAGGCGACGUGCUUGGCCGGUCGAGCCUGCAAUUAUGAGGAACACGGACUUUCAGGAGGGCAUUGCGCAGUACGCCAAUGUGAGCAGCGUUCUGCGUUGUCACGCGGGUCUGCUCGAGAACCUCGAGAGCGUGCUCAAGGGCCGCCGCUUGACGGAGCGUCUGGAGGAGCAGGCCCCCGGCAUCGAGGAGCACAUCCGUGUCAUGCAGCGGCGACAGGAGCAGAAGUAA